Messenger RNA from Sphaeramia orbicularis (orbiculate cardinalfish), 3574 nucleotides. It is a transcript of the gene pabir2, whose product is annotated as PABIR family member 2. The coding region runs from base 1005 to 1850 and encodes 281 amino acids. The transcript has 10 exons. Gene Ontology annotation, molecular function: protein serine/threonine phosphatase inhibitor activity. Lineage: Eukaryota; Metazoa; Chordata; Actinopteri; Kurtiformes; Apogonidae. The record is from RefSeq and is a predicted model, not a curated record.
CACGCCGGCAAAUAGAGCUGUUUCAUUGGACAGGUUUGCUAACGUUAAAAGGGGCGUGAAGUUUGCUGCUAGCGGCUAACUCCUGUGUGAUUAUCUGGGGUCCUGUUCAUUUUCGGCGGCACCCUGCAAAAACGAAAGGAAACUUUAGAGCGUUUUAUAUUCACAUCAGACACAGUUUAGUCUACUUGUGUGUGCAGUGUUACAGUGAUUGGCGCGAACAUGCAGCGAGGUGUUUCACCGGCCUCUGUUUGACAUGGCAUUGUGGCUACUGACGUUCAUGCUAACUUAGCUUGUUAGCCCGGCUGUUGCUGGACCCGCGGAACUAGCGAUAAGGAUAGCAUAACACUAGCUGACUUUAGCUAGCUGUGUUGUAUUAGCAGGGGGUAUACUCGCGUUAUUAGAACCACUACAACAGCGUCGGUAGAUUAACGUCACCUACGUUGGAUUUGAGGUCAACAUUCAUUUUGUGCUUUAACCAACUAGGAGUCUAGCUCGACUAAAGUUAGCAUAUUUGACCCGCUAACAUGCUGUGUUAGUUUGGUAGCGCCCCAGUCGUCAUCCACUGCUGCUUUGCACCAGCAGACUCCAGGGUCGGUAGCUAGCAGUUACCGGGCAUUGUGCGGUAUGUAGCCAUGGCAUGCUAAACAUCCAUCUGUAAAGUUUGUGACUGGUCUUAACGUUACAGACAAGGCUAGCACAGGCCGGUCCAGGCUGACUGUAUAGUUGUGAUAUGUAGAGUUGUAAAGAUAAGGUUGUUAUUUUUAAAAGCCAAAGUUAAGUUGUUCAAACGGCAAAUAUACAAACGAAAGGGCCGCACAUAAUACUGUGGGUCACCAUAGUUCGCUUGCUAGCUUGUCUUACGUCAGGUCUGUUAUCUGAUUGAUUGAUGUUUUUUAAAUCAUGUAGAAAACAAUAUAUAAGACAACUGAAACAAUGUAACGGCACCGAGCUGGUUAGCCAUUUUGAUUUCAAGAACUGGUGACGGGGUAGCGUUAGCUUACAAAAUGAACAACUCAGGAGUCAUGCCACAAGAAAAGAUGGAGCUCGAUCUGGAAAUCCCAUCUUCGUUGGUUCAGACGGAUGGACACUUGAGAAGAUCCAACAGUGCACCCAUGAUAAAUGGCCUAAGUGAUAACUCCCAGGUUUUCCAGAGGGAAGUCCUGCGAAGCCGGAGGAAUAGCACUACAGUUGUCAACAGGCCUAAUAUGGUUCCCUCAUCACCCAUUCGAGUACCCAGCACAAGGCUUCAUCAGAUAAAACAAGAAGAGGGUGUUGAUGUGAUGAACAGAGAAACUGCUCAUGAGCGGGAAGUUCAAGCUGCUAUGCAAAUGAGCCAGUCCUGGGAAGAAAGUCUUAGUCUGAGUGACAAUGACCUGGAGAAAUCGGCAUCCUCGUCUCCAAAACGCAUUGACUUUGUGCCAGUGUCCCCGGCCCCUUCCCCAACCAGAGGGAUAGGGAAAAAGCAGUGCUUCUCUCCUUCACUACAAAUCUUAGUGAGCAGCAACGGCCUGACACCAAGCCCAAUACCCAGCCCAACACGGCGCUUCAGCCGACGGAGUCAAAGCCCAAUCAACUGUAUCAGAGCCAGCAUACUGGGACCAAUCAAACGCAAAGGAGAGAUGGAGACGGAGAGCCAACCCAAGAGGCUGUUCCAGGGUACGACCACCAUGUUGUCCUCUGACGUCUCCAACCUGUCAGAUCUUAGCUCCUGUCACUCGCCAGAUCUACUUGACGGCAGCCUCAGCAGUGUCGGCUCCUCCACAGACUCCCCAGGCAAAAUGGAGGGAGUGUCACCCUCAUCGUCCAGCAACUCGCCCUUUGCUUCCCUCCAGGAUUUGUCCCCAAAGUGAAAAGAGACACUAAAAAGGACUGAAAGAGAAAGCCGUCUUUCGUCCUUAAUCUCACUGUCUCUCUGUUUCCAUCUCUGACCCUCCACCUUACAUCACUUAGAUUUAGUUAAGUGGAAUUCUGUGUUUGCUUGUGAAUGGCUAUGAUCAUGGCUACACUAUGGAGGGUCAAGAUGCGUUUUCAGGAAACACAAGCCACAGAUGAAAAGCUGUUUGUAGAGUUGAGCCUAGUUAAACAGGCCAGGACUGAAUACACUGUGAGCACCAGCUGCUAGUAGAGGAUCAUCCACGGUGCUUGGCUUCUUAUGGUUUCACAGUGGCUUUCCUGCAAAUCAGUCACUGGAGAGAGACGUCGAGCACUGGACAGAAAAAAAGGACAAUUUGGAUGUGUAUAUUUUCUUGUUUUGUGCUGGAAAACCUUUCCACAGGCUUCUAUGUACACAGUUUGCAGAUUUUUGUAAGAAAAGAUUUAACUUAUUGUUUUCCUGCUUCAUUUGUAAUUAUGUACAUACAGUAUAUAAACUUGUCAAAUGUCGUACAUAGUUUUAAGUUUGUGAUCGGCUGCAAGGUGAAUGAGGACAAGUCUCUACCGGCAGAUGUUUUCUUUAUAAUGGAACUACUCCUCAGCUACAACUGGAGGUUUCCUUAGUGUUUUACUGUAACAACUGUGUUUUCAGCAGACAUUCAGAAUAGUUUUUAUGCCAGAGGCUAUAAACUGUGGAUUUUUCCGUUUGCCUUGUGUGCCCCGCUCCCCCCUGACUUUCUGCGAGUUUAAUCGCUACAGGUUUGAGGGACUAAAAGCACCUCGCAGUUAAUCAUGGGAAAAAUCAAAUGGUCGUCACUGUUGAUCUGUCAACACUAAAGGCUACUUCUUUAUGCUUCUGUUAGGAUGCUAUUGUAGAUAUGCAGAGUAUUGAAAUGUACUCUUUCUAAAAUGCCUUUUGGCAAAGUGUUAUUUAUGGAGAUGAUGUUUAUUAUGAGAAACUGGAUGGUGUUACUAUCCUCAGUAACUGUUUAUGUUGUCAUUUACACAGCUUUAUACAGCUGACUGCAUGGACAUGCAGCAAAAUGAACCAGUACCAUUACAUUGUGACUAAAAUGGCCUCUGCUGUGGUUACAUUUAUAAGAGCUUUUUGCACAGGCUACUCAAUCCUGUGACGUUUGAUCCUGUGUUCAGUCUUAAGCAGGGAAGAGCUUGACUCUUUAAAAAAAAAUUUAAUAAAAGAUGAAUGGAAUUCGAGUAUGCGUACGUAAUGUAGAGGUUAAGCCUGUACUGUGAUUUUUGCACCUGAAUUUGCUUUUGACUGUCGUGGCCCCGGUGUCCCCUGUGUAACUUAACGGUCUGAACCCCUUUUAUGGCUCUAUAGCCUGUAAUGUCUGUGUACAAAGGCAAGGACGUGAUUGUAAAUCAUUUUACAGAAGUGUGCCCUUUUAAUUUAAAGAAGCGUGGUUGCAUUUCAUUUACUGAAUGUGUUUUUUUUUUUUCCCCCAUUUUAUACAAAUUUAGAAAAGGCAGUUGAUGUGCCCUGCUCUUAAUGAGAUAUAUUUUCCGAGAUGUCUUUUUUUCAGUCGUCUUUUGAAAUGUUCAGGGCAUGAGUAAAACAAAUGUUCUACUAUACUGUAUGUCUGUAAUGAAAGGCUGUAAUCUGCCAAGCUGGCUAACAUCUUGCCUAUGCUUGUGUCUUUUGUGAUUGGACAUCAGGACUAAAUAAAUUAUUUCUUUAUUA